Lodderomyces pseudojiufengensis is the source of this 231-nucleotide messenger RNA. RefSeq names its product Crd2p (gene CRD2). The record is from RefSeq and is a predicted model, not a curated record. The transcript has a single exon. The coding region runs from base 1 to 231 and encodes 76 amino acids. NCBI's taxonomy places the organism in Eukaryota, Fungi, Ascomycota, Pichiomycetes, Serinales, Debaryomycetaceae.
AUGGUUUGUUCAGCUAGUCAAUGUAUAUGUGCUCAAAAAUCAACUUGUUCAUGUGGUUCAAGACCAGCAUUACAAUGUAAUUGUGAAAGACAAAAUAUUGAAAAUAAAUUACCUGAUUUAGAAGAUGCUUGUUCUUGUGGUAAAAGAUUAAAAAAUGAAUGUACUUGUGGUAUGAAAUCUAUUUGUGAUGGUCAUAGAGAUGAAGAAAUUGAUUUUACUGAAUUAAAAUAA